This is a messenger RNA of Corvus hawaiiensis (hawaiian crow), 5080 nucleotides long. It is a transcript of the gene RSF1, whose product is annotated as remodeling and spacing factor 1. Lineage: Eukaryota; Metazoa; Chordata; Aves; Passeriformes; Corvidae. The record is from RefSeq and is a predicted model, not a curated record. The coding region runs from base 74 to 4363 and encodes 1429 amino acids. Gene Ontology annotation, biological process: regulation of DNA-templated transcription. Gene Ontology annotation, cellular component: RSF complex. The transcript has 16 exons.
AGUGGCGGCCCGGCCCGGCAGCGCCCCCUCCUCCCUCCCCCUCCCCAGCUCCUUCUCCAUCCCCAGGUCCAAGAUGGCGGCGGCGGCGGCUCCUCCGGCCCCAUCCCCGCCGCCCCCUGCCCCGGCGGGCCCGCGUUGCCCGGGCUCCUGGCCCAACUUCGCCGUUGUCUGCUCCUUCCUCGAGCGCUACGGGGCCCUGCUGGACCUGCCUGAGCUGCCCUUCCCCGAGCUGGAGCGCGUCCUGCAACCGCCGCAGGAGCCCGGAGACCAGGUCCCAAAAGAAUUGGUGGAGCUUCACUUGAAACUGAUGAGAAAAAUUGGGAAGUCUGUCACAGCAGACAGAUGGGAAAAAUACUUGAUCAAGAUAUGUCAAGAAUUCAACAGCACUUGGGCUUGGGAGAUGGAAAAAAAAGGAUACCUAGAAAUGAGUGUUGAAUGCAAACUGGGGAUUCUGAAGUAUCUCUGCGAAUGUCAGUUUGAUGACAAUCUAAAGUUCAAGAAUAUCAUUAAUGAAGAGGAUGCUGACGCCAUGCGUCUGCAGCCCAUUGGUCGGGACAAGGAUGGCCUCAUGUACUGGUAUCAGCUGGAUCAAGAGCAUAACGUCAGGAUGUACAUAGAAGAACAGGAUGACCAGGAUGGAUCCACAUGGAAGUGCAUUGUUAGAAACCGCAAUGAACUUGCUGAGACCCUUGAGCUCUUGAAAGCACAAAUUGAUCCUGCUCUGUUGAAAAACAACAAUUCUCAGCAGGAGAAUUCAUCGCGUGAAAGUCCAAGCAUAGAAGAUGAAGAGAGCAAAAAGGGUGAAGAAGCAGCCACACAAGAAAAUCAAUUGAAAAUCAAAGAAGAAAAAGAGGAGGUGGAGGAACAGUCAGUGGAAUCAGAAAGCCUUCCUCCUCCUGUUGUCAAAGAAGACGAGAAUACGCUUAAAAGUGAGAAAGUAGAAGAAAAAGAAAUUAUAAAAUUACCAGUAAUAGUGAAAUUAGAGAAACCUUCAGAACACAAUGAAGAAAAGCAAACUGUCAAGGAAGAAAGUGACUCCUUUAAGGAAAACGUCAAGCCUGUUAAAGUAGAGGUGAAGGAAAACAAAACAGAGCCCAAAGACCUAAAAGAAGUAAAAAGCUGUAUGGACAAAAUAGCAGUUCACGAGCCAGAGAGGUUAGAAUUUUGUGUUAAUGUCAAAACUCCACAAGAAAUUGUGGAGAAAUCUGUGGAAGAAAGUGAAAAACUUAAAAAUGACCAACAGGCAAAAAUACCACUUAAAAAGCGAGAGAUCAAACUGACAGAUGACUAUGAUAGUCCAAUAAAAGGGCCCCUGUGUAAAUGUGUUACUCCAACAAAGGAUGUCUUGAAGGAAGAAGGGAAACCAGAAGAAGAAGCUUUUAAGAGAGUCCCUACAAUUACUGCUUUAUGUCCUGAUGGGAAAGUGCUAGUAAAUGGAGAGGUUAGCUGUGAAAAAAUAACCCCAAGUGUCAUACAAAAUAAUAAGUCAGAACACUCGGCUGGUGCAAUGGAAGACAGUACCUCAUUAAAAGAGAAAAAUGGAAAAAGUGGGGAAAAAGUAUUAGACUCCCUAAAUUCUGUUAGUAAAAUUAUAAAAACAUGUGAGAUUGAGAAAAAUGCAGUAACGGUGCUGAAAGAGAUUGGGGCUGUGGUCUCUGAGGUUUCUAAUCAGCAAGUGCCUUCAAAGGAGGAAUCUAGUCCUGUGGAAAAAGAGUCCCUUGACAGCACAACUACUGAGACGGUAGCUGAAGAGUCUUCAAACUCUGAAGACUGUGCCAAAACAACUGAAGAGAAGCAAGCCACCGAUCUCAAAAACGACAGCCUGCCACCACCCAAAGAAUGUUCAGAGAAGCUGGAGAUGUCCCCAAAUGCAUCUGCUCCUGCAGAACUGCCUAAGCUUGCACUGGCUGAUGAAGAGACUUUGAAAAGUAAAGAUGAGCCUGAGGAGAAAAACAACUCUCCAAAAGCUGCUGAGAUACCUCCUGCAUCCACUUCUCCUGUUACAGUAGAGAAACCUGUUUCAAGAAAGGAGGACUCCGAUAGUAAAACAGCUUUACCUGAGGAGAGCAAAGCAGAAGAAAAAUCCAGCCCUGAAAAACAAGAGGAAGAGCCAGAAGCUGCCAAAACAGAGCCAGAUAGAUUAGGUGAUGCCCAUGCAUCUAAUCUAGAGGACUCCUCAGAGAGUAAAAAGGAAUCUCCAGUACCUAAAAGCAAAUUUAAAUAUAAGCUAGUUUCUGAAGAAGAAACCUGUGCAACAGAGAAUAAAGAAAUAACUUCUGAAAGACAGAAAGAAGGAAUUAAAUUAACAAUCAGGAUCUCUAGUCGGAAGAGAAAGACAGAAACACCACCAGAAGAGGUCACCAUUGGCCGCACAUUAAGGCGGUCACCAAGAAUAUCCAAGCCUACUCCGAAAGUUGUGGAGACUCGGGAUCAGAAGCCUGAGAAGAAACGACCUGAAGAGGAAGAGGAGAAACCUGCAGCGGCACAAAAACCAGAACGAAAAGAAGAUGCAAAAAAACAAGAGAAGGAGACAAAUUCUAAAGUUAACAAGAGAAGCAAAGUUCGGUGGACGGGUACACGGACACGUGGCAGGUGGAAAUACUCAAGUAAUGAAGAGACUGAGGACUCUGAGAGUGAAAAAAACUCUGAGGAGGAGGAAGAAGAGGAGGAAGAGGAGGAAGAAGAAGCUCCACCUGCUGAUGAUGAUGAGCCUUGCAAGAAGUGUGGCCUUCCCAAUCAUCCUGAGCUGAUUUUGUUGUGUGACUCUUGUGACAGCGGCUACCACACAGCCUGCCUUCGCCCUCCACUGAUGAUCAUCCCUGAUGGAGAGUGGUUCUGCCCGCCUUGCCAGCAUAAAUUACUCUGUGAGAAAUUAGAGGAACAAUUACAAGAUCUGGAUGUUGUCUUAAAAAAGAAGGAGCGUGCAGAACGCAGAAAAGAGCGAUUGGUGUAUGUGGGCAUCAGUAUUGAGAACAUCAUUCCACCUCAGGAGCCAGAAAUACCUGAAGGCCAGGAAGAAAAGAAGAAAGAUUCCAAAAAGCCCAAAUCAAAACUCGAAAGGAGAUCUACCAGAACCCGAAAGUGCAUAAGCUACAGGUUUGAUGAAUUUGAUGAGGCAAUUGAUGAGGCAAUUGAAGAUGAUAUCAAGGAGGCUGAUGGAGGAGGCAUUGGCAGAGGCAAAGACAUGUCAAAUAUCACAGGUCACCGUGGAAAAGACAUUUCCACAAUCCUAGAGGAAGAAAGGAAGGAAAACAAGCGACCACAAAGGGCUGCUGCAGCACGACGCAAGAAACGACGGCGACUAAAUGACUUGGAUAGUGACAGUAACAUGGAUGAAGAGGAGAGUGAGGAUGAAUUCAAGAUCAGUGAUGGAUCUCAGGAUGAGUUUGUUAUAUCAGAGGAAAAUCUAGAUGAAAGUGAAGAUGACCCACCAUCGAACGAGGACAGUGACUCCGAGUUCUGUGCCCGCAUCUCCAGACGACACCUCUCUAGGCCCAUGAGGCAAAGCAGGCGGUUACGAAGGAAAACAGUCAAGAAAAAAUACUCUGAAGAUGAUGAAGACGAAGAUUCUGAGGACAAUUCAAGCAGAGAGUCUGAGAGUGGUGAUUACACAGAUUACAGUGAUGAUGAUUACCUGGAAACCAGGAGGAGAAGAUCAAGACGGAAUCAGAAGAGACAAGUUAAUUAUAAGGAAGAUUCAGAAAGUGAUGGCUCACAGAAAAGUGUCCGAUAUGGGAAGGAGUUGAGAAGAGUUCAUAAACGCAGGCUCUCCACUUCAGAUAGUGAAGAGAGCUACACAUCUAAGAACUCUGAAGAUGAUGAAUCCACAAAGGAGUCAAAGCGAUUGAUUCGAAAACGUCGGCGAAGUAUGGAUGACUAUUCUGAGGAAGAAGGAGAGGAUGAGGAGGAAGAAGGGAAGCCUGUCCGCAAACGCCUGAAUCGAAUCGAGACUGAUGAGGAAGAUACCUGUGAAAAUGCAAAUGACGACACAGAAACCCCCGCUCCUGCAGAUAAGCUGCCAGCAGCACAAGCCCCCCAAGACAACCCCAAGAAGCACUGCUACCGGAUAGAGAGCGAUGACGAAGAUGACUUUGAUAACGUAGGGAAAGUAGAGAGCCCUUUGGACUACAGCCUGGUGGACUUGCCUUCCACCAAUGGACAGAGCCCAGGGAAAACCAUUGAGAACUUGAUUGGCAAGCCAAGUGAGAAGACCCAGGCUCCCAAGGACAGCACAGCCAGCGCCAGCCUGGCGCCCAACGGGACAGGGAGUGGGCAGGAAGCAGUAGGGCCGGAGGAAGAUGAAGAUGAACUUUUGAGAGUGACUGACCUUGUUGAUUACGUCUGUAACAGUGAACAGUUAUAAGACUUCCAUUUUUGUGCUAAUUUAUUCCACGGUAGCUCAUACCAGCGGGCCAGUUAUUAAAAGCUGUUUUAUUUUUCCUAGAAAAUUCUCCACUACAGUAUCACUUUCUAGAAGCAAGAAUUUCACCAGUCCUGCAGUCUUUCUGUGAAGUGACCAGUUUUGAACUUUGAAUUGCUGUAAAUUCCCUCUCUUACCCCCCCUCCUCCUUCCAAGUCCAUGGUCCUGGGUAAUUUCACUCACAAAAACCUUAUAACAACAAGAGAUUUGUAUAUUUUUGACUUUAUAUUUCCUGAGUGCAUACAAAUUUGUGGAAAUGGGUGGCCUAAGAAAGCAUUCCAAAUCAGUCAGGGCCCAAACCGGAACUGGGGUGGGUUUGACUCAAGGGGUGGGGGGACGGGAGGGGGGUGGUGCAGAAGCACUUGUGCUUUAGCUUUUUCAUAUGAGAUAUAUAUUAUAUUUAAAUGUUCACAACUUAGAUUACAACUUAACAGACAGUUAAAAGCAAAAUUAAUGUCUGUACUGUCGCAUUUUGUGAGUUGUAGGUUAACAUACCAUAGCUCAUUUUAGUAAUCACCUUCAUGGAAGCAGUUUGAUUUUAAUACUGGAGGCAAACAGAAUUAUUAGAGGCCAAGAAGGUACCAUAAACAAGAACUCUGCUAUCCAUUAUGACUUGCAGACUUUCCUAAUAAACAUCCUUUAAAGUGUUUGUACAGUGAA